AGGUAUUAGGUACAGAGCAGCCAGCGCCAGCACCACACCGAUCAGCUCAGCAGAGGAGCAUUAGUUGUGUAGCUAUAUAGUAUGAGGUAGAUUUAGUGGCGACCUCUCUCAGUUUGCAACCAACCCGCUGCCAAGCAGAGCCAGAGCCAGCUAGCUGCUGCUGCUGUCACGGUUGAGUUCUCAUUAGCGCAAAAAAUGAAAUAAAAAAAUAUAAAGAUCUUUGUCAUUAUAGCCAGUAGUGGCCUCUGCGCGCUUGUUUGCCAGUGGAUCGCGUACUACCCGUCGUAUACACUUGCUCGUCUGUCGGUUCGGUUCGGUCGGUUGUUGUUGCGAUCGGAAGCUUAAGUGCUAAGAGCUUUUAGUAAGGAAAAUUAGUUAGUUUGAGCAGCGAGAAUAGUUUGUUGCCUCGUAGUGACUCAGUUCUGACGCUUCGGAGCGUCCUUUCAGUGUUGUUGUUUUUGAUAAGAAAGGAAAGUGCCGCUUCCUCAGCUGAUGGGCUUUUAUCACCUUCACUGCUUAAAAUAGGAUUAGCCAAACAGAAGAAAGUUUCUACGUGGAAGCGGACACGUGUAUGACUCAUGGAACUUGUUUACGAUUGAGUUUACGGCGACAGCUUAAUGAGCGCAGAGGGGUCAAAUGUUUGCAGAUAGUUCCACAAAUUGUGCGAAGAAGGAAAGGUCCAAAAGUUUGCUUCGGCGGCAGACCCAAACCAAAGGAAUUCCAAGAAUUUACAGUUCAGUUUCGCUUCAGUUGAGGUUGGAUGCAGUCCACGCGUGUCGGACAGGGGGUGUUGUGUAUUGAUGGUAGUUAGAAAUUCUUGAAAGUACUGGCCCGAAGGUACCGAUACAACUAUCGAAAUUGAUCAGUGUGUAGUGUGGAAGAUCGGCUAUCGGAACAGCAGAAACGAAAAAAGUGAAUGGCAGUAUCGAGGGAUAAUUAUCGGACCAGCAGCAUGGUGGUGAAUCCUCGCGGAACGACCAACGAUCGUUUUGGCAAAGAAUACUAUCACAAGGCGGGACGGGUCAGUUGAACUUGUGCCCGUUGCGAACCCUGAUGUUCAGAAGAAGAAGUGUGAUUUUAACCAUAUCUAGCUAUAAGUUGUCACGAAGAUCAAUCGAAUCGCAUGAUCCAAUCGCGAAUCAUGACCCAAAUGUUAUGCUGUGGAUUUCAUUUCUUGAUGGAAAUGCUGCCUCGACUGCACGCUCUGCUCAACUGCUGUCACUGUCAAAGCAAUUCAGCCCAACCAGCGCCGUCUGUAAACAGUCACGACACACCGCAGAGCACACGAACUUCGGCGAAUCCCAACAACAACAAUCGCCUGCGAAGACUGCGUUCUGCAAGUACUCAGUCGAGUUCGGCAACCAACUUGAACAGCAUCAACAACAACAGCAACAGCAACCAAAACUCUGGCUCCGGUGCCAACUUGAACAACAGCCGGCAUCCCCCUAAUCGCCAUCGGACAUCAGGAGCCACCGGGACAAGCCCUGCAGCAAACACGGGUGGGAUAAUCUCAAGACUGGUCGACAGUAGUAGCCACGCAGCCGCAUCAGCCGCGACGACGACGACGACAACCGGAAGCAACAAUAACCGUGGGUCACCGGGUGAGAAGAAACCGCCUCUCUCCACCUCUGCCGCCGCCGCCUCCAACAAUAACAACAACGGCAAAAACGACAAUGACAAGAUGGAUGAGAGAAGACAAUCGCAACCGAAAACGCCAACCAAAGGCCCACAGCGUGAAUCUACCCCCGUUCGGAAGAAGCCCAUCAUCCACGGCGGUGGUGGUGGUGGUAGUACCGAUCAGCAGCAGCCGCCGCCCUCGUCACGGUCCGACAGUGUUGAAGAUCCGGAGUCGCCCAGGAAAAGAAGUCCUCCCGUGGGGGAUUCGGAACCACCGGGCGGCGGCGAGCCGCCGUCAUCGCCGGAUAAGGAGGGCCUUCGACCGGAUAUGGAACCGAAACCUCGAACCAAGGCACUUACCAACGAUUCCGGGAUAGACGGGGAACAUCCUCCGCACGCCACCGACGACGAGCUGCUGGAGGAGAACCACCGGGACGAGUUGUCCGGGCCGGUUGUCGAGCGGAGACGGUUGAAUUCGGCGAUGGAAACGAGCACCACGGACGGGGGCAGCCUGCUGCGCAAGCGGCUGGACUCGUGCGAAUCGGACAGCUCGCUGGGCCGCUCCAAUCUGCGCUUCAUUCGCAAGAGUCUGGAAAACACGCUGGCCGUUGCUUACUCGAAGAACUUCAUCGACAACGAUACCAUCGAGACGGAGUAUCCGCGCAACUACGAUGACAACAUCGAGCUGCUGAGUCGCGAAGCGGAGAACCUGGCGAUGCAGUUCAAACCGUCCGAGGAGAAACUGGUACAGUAUGGGCCCAUAUUCGAUUUAGAAAAGUUCGAGGAGCAGCGAAAGCAGCAGAAGAAGGAAGACGACGAGGACGAAGCGAUCGGCAUAUCGCCGUGUGGUCGAUUCCUGAAGUACGAUAAGGAAGUUGGUAGAGGUUCGUUCAAGACGGUUUACCGUGGAUUGGACACGCAGACCGGCGUGGCGGUGGCGUGGUGUGAGUUGUUGGACAAAAAAGUGAAUAAAAUCGAGCGCGCCCGGUUCCGCGAAGAGGCGGAAAUGUUGAAAAAGCUGCAACAUCCGAAUAUUGUGCGAUUUUACAACUACUGGGAAUCGCCACCGACCGCUGGCAACAAGAAAAAGAAUAUCGUUCUUGUGACGGAAUUGAUGCUUUCCGGCACCUUGAAAUCCUACUUGCGUCGCUUCAAGAAGAUCAACCCGAAAGUGCUCAAGUCCUGGUGCCGGCAGAUUCUCAAGGGGUUGCACUUUCUGCACUCGCGUGCCCCGCCCAUCAUCCAUCGUGAUCUGAAAUGUGAUAAUAUAUUUAUAACCGGUACGACAGGGAGUGUGAAGAUAGGGGACCUUGGGCUGGCCACGCUUAAGAACCGGAGCUUUGCCAAAUCGGUGAUCGGUACGCCGGAAUUCAUGGCCCCGGAGAUGUACGAGGAGCACUACGACGAGGCGGUCGAUGUGUACGCCUUCGGGAUGUGCAUGCUGGAGAUGGCCACCAGUGAGUAUCCGUACAACGAGUGCAAUACGCCGGCGCAGAUCUACAAGAAGGUGACGUCCGGAAUCAAACCGGCCAGUUUGGAUAAGGUGGAGAACCCGGAGGUGAAGGAGAUCAUCGAACGGUGUAUUCACGACAAGAAGGAGGGUCGACCGACUUGCAAAGAACUGCUGAACUGUGAGUUCUUCUGCGAGGACAUCGGCGUUCGGUUGGAACCGAUAUCAAAGGAGAGUUUCAUUGCAAAUCCGGACAGCACUAGGAUGGAGUUUCGACUGAGGAUCAUGGAUCCCAAAAAGCGAGUCAAUAAGCAUAAGGAAAACGAAGCUAUUCAGUUCGAUUUCGAUACGAAAGUGGACGAUGCGGAUGAAAUUGCCAGUGAAAUGCAUAAGAGUGGUAUUCUAAUGGAGGAUGACUCGAAAACAGUGGCAAAAAUUCUGAAGGUGCAGAUCCAAACGUUGUUGAAAGAGAAGGAGGAAAGAGCUAGGCAAAUCCAGCUCGAGAAGGAAACCGAGGCAUUGCAAAAGCAGGCAAUGCUGGCUCAACAGAUGUAUGCUAGUCAACAAAGUCAGGCGGAAAGUGAGGGACAACCGCUGGAAUUGCACGUUCCGCAGAUGGUUGGAGGUGUCCCAAUUCCACAGCUCCAGCAACAAGUUUACUACCAACCUGCAUCGUUGCCGACGUCGCAAGCUCAACAGAUCAUGUAUCAACAACAAAUGUCCGCUCCUGUUGGAAAUGACCAGAUGAUGCAGAACUAUCAAAACCAGGUUGGUCAAUUUCUUAAUCAACAACAAGUUAUUCAACAGCAACAACAACAGCAGCCACAGCAACAGUUCCUUAACCAAAUUCCUCAGAUGCCUCCGCAGAUGCAGCAAAUCCCGUGUAGUAUACCUCAACAAACUCAACCAAUUCAACAAACAACAGUCGUGCAGGCAGUUCAGCAGCCCCAACCGCCUCAGCAAGUAUUCAUAGAUGCCCAGCAACAACAGCAGUAUAUUCAACAAAUGCAGCAACAACAAGCCCUGAUUCAGCAAAUGCAACAACAACAGAUUCCUAUUCAACAGCCCCAAUUUGUGAAUCAGAUUUCUCAACAACAGCAGCAAGUUAUUCAACAACAAAUGUUACAGCAGCAAUUGCUCCAACAGCAGCAGCUUCAACAACAACAGCAGCAGAUGCAACAAGUUUCGAUUCAGGAUCAAUUUCCUACGCUCGAACAACAAUUACAAGCAGUCCUUCCUAUUCAUUCACAACAGCCACCUCAACAACUUCCUCCUCAGCAACAACAGCACUAUCAACAAACACCACCCCAACAACAGCAGCAGCCGCAGCAACAACCUCAAAUGACCCACGGCCAAUCCCUACAGGCCGCGCAAAUUCAACAGCAACAGCAGCAAAUGCACAUCCAACAGCAAAUCCAAGAACAGAUGCAAUUACAGCAACAGCAGCAGCAGCAACAACAACAAAUGGUUGCCAAUGGCCCGCAGCAAAUCGUGCAACAAUCACAACCCGUACAACAACAGCAACCUCCGCAAUUCGUAAACCAACCUGUCGUCAAUCAUGUCCAGCAGCAGCAGCAGCAACAACCACAACAGCAGCAAAUUCCCCAACAACAAGUAAUUCAAAGUCCCCCUCCUCAGCAAAUUCAACAACAGCAGAUUCAGCAGCAACAACAGCAAAUUCAACAACAGCAGCAACUCCAACAGCAACUUCAGCAACAACAACAAAUUCAACAACAGCAACAAAUUCAGCAGCAGCAACAGCAACAACAGUUGCAGCAACAAGCUGCCAUUCAGCAACAACUGUUCCAGCAGCAGCAACUUCAACAGCAGCAGCAACAGCUUCCCCCGUCUAAGCCCAUUGAGCCCCAAGUCCCCGAACCGGUUCGCUCGGAAUCGCUUCCACCCAUGCCGACGGAAGUCGUCCAACCAGCGCCUCCCACCCAAGCCCAAUCCCUUCCGAUCCCAACGCAGCCCAUCCCUGCUACCACUCCAGCCCCGGUUCCAGCCACCCAAUCCCAAUCGUUGCCGACGCCACAACCCACGCAGCAACUGCCGCCUCUAGAUCCGGCAGCGGCCGCUCAAGCAGCGGCCAUUCCCAAACGAUUGACCAACGAGGGUUCCAAGAAGCGGAGGAACUAUCGGUCAACCGAGCGCAACCCCAAACUGCAGGUGCUCGGCUUCGAGAACAACAUCGUCGAGUGCGAGAUGGAGAACCGCCCGAAGACGAUCACGUUCAAGUUCGACGCGAACAACGUGAACCCGGUGGAGGUGGCACAGGAUUUGGUGUCCAAAGACCUUCUAACGGAGGCGCAGAGUGUGGUGUUCAUCGAGAUGGUGCGUGACAUCUUGCGGCAACUGAAGGAAAAUCCCAACCAGCUGCCGGUGGCGUCGCAAUGCUGCCGUCGAAACACCGAGAAG
Aedes albopictus (Asian tiger mosquito) is the source of this 5485-nucleotide messenger RNA. RefSeq names its product serine/threonine-protein kinase Wnk. The record is from RefSeq and is a predicted model, not a curated record. Gene Ontology annotation, molecular function: potassium channel inhibitor activity; protein serine/threonine kinase activity; ATP binding. NCBI's taxonomy places the organism in Eukaryota, Metazoa, Arthropoda, Insecta, Diptera, Culicidae. Gene Ontology annotation, cellular component: cytoplasm. Gene Ontology annotation, biological process: negative regulation of sodium ion transport; intracellular signal transduction; positive regulation of potassium ion import across plasma membrane.